UAAAAAUAUGUAUGUGAACUCAAUAAAUGAAUAGAACAGUGUAUGCUUCAUCCAGACGAAAUUCGCAGGAGAAAAAAAUAUUGUGUUUGAAUUAAUUCUUGUGGUGAAUCAUUGUGAACUAAGUAUAGUGUGAAAAUUAAAAUAAAAGAAAAUGAAGUUUCAUAAUAAUUCACAUUCUGUUCGAACUUUAUAAAUCAUUUAUACUUGACUUAUUAGUGUGGUUACUUGUGAAUAAAUUGAUCAACAUGAGUAGAAAAGUGCCUUUGGAAGCAGUCCGGAAGCAAAUAAUCACCUUAUUCCCAGUAUACAUGAUCGUAUUUGUAAUGGGCUGUGCCGACGGAUGGCUUCCAAAUGCCAUGUACUUUUUCUUAGCAGGCGAAGAGGUUCAUGCGACAACUUCACAAUGCUCGAUUAUUUCACUGGCCACUGAAUUUGGAAGAAUUAUUUUCGCAAUACCAGCAGGAAUUUUGGUAGAUAAAUAUGGCAGGAGAAAUAUCGCUGUAUGCAUUGCUUUUUUAUUUUUUUCUGCCUGGGUGGGGAUUUCAUUAAGUGGAUCUCUAGUCACCAUUUACACAGGAAGAUUCAUCAUAGGACUAGCAGAAGCAAUGAUAUACGCUACAUCGCUUGUAGCAAUCGGUGAAGUGGCAUCUCCAGAAAUUCGUGGUCAAUUACUGAGCAUAGGUUUAAUUUGCAUCAACAUUGGUCUACUAUUACCAUCCAUCAUGAGCGUAAUAUUCGCCUCGUAUAGAGUUCUAUCUUGGGGUAUCACAAUUUUCACCGGGAUCAGUCUUUUAUCUAUGUUUUGGAUGACCGAGACACCGAGUCAUUUAGUCAGCGUAUCGAAACUCAAACAAGCCAAAAGCAUCCUUCACAAUAUUAGAAAGGGAUACAAAAAACACGAGAUAAACGAAGAAUUUGAAGAACUCAAGAAAUACAUCGAAGAUGAAAAAACUCGACGGAACGAGCUCAGUUGGCUGAAAUUCCUUAACACAAAAUCCAUCAGGAAACCCUUAAUAACGGGUAUUUUGCUCAACGUGUUCUCAAUUCUGACCGGAAGUGUUUUGAUAAAAAUAUACAUCACUGCUAUCAUUCCAUUCAACGAUUUCGUACCGAAGAAAUUCUAUCCUCUGAUUAUCCAAAGCUGCUUACUCUGUAUCGCUUUCAGCACAACGUUUUACAUCGAUAAAUUCCCUCGAAGGAUUAUUUUCCUCUUUGGAGCUUCAACGAUGGCCAUAGUCAAUGCGAUCUGUGCUUUGGCAAAUUAUGUUGCUACGAUGGAUCAAAAUCAGCAUGUUUUCAAGUGGAUUUUUAUUCUCGGUAAUAUGCUAUCGGUGAUUUGUUAUGGGGCUGCGAUUCAGCCUGUGAAUAGCGCUCUCAAAGCUGAACUUUAUCCUCAAGCGAUGAAAGGAUUUUGCGGAUCUCUUACGAUUAUAAGUCAGGCGUUAUCUUUCAUAAUUGCGUUCCAAUUGUACAACUUGAUCAGAAGUUACUGCCAUCUUUCUUUAUUGUACGUGAUAUUUUCGAUCAACUCGUUAAUAUUGUGUUCAAUUAUAUACUACUUUUUGCCAGAGAGUCGAGGAGAGUCUCUGGUUGAUUUGCAAAAGAAAUUCAACGAGGAAAUUGUCUCAUGUGAUGACGUAAGUGUCGAAAAAAAAUGAUGAAAGUAUUUAGAAGGAUCAGACUUGAGACGCGAUUCCGAAUCGCGUUUCGGAAUUGCGGGAAUCAAGAAGUAAAUAUUGUGAGUCUGAUUCCAGAAUCCGAAUCUUCUAGAAGAAGAAUCGCAUGAAAGUUUUGUGACUUUUUAACAUGGAACUAUUGCCAUAAAACUACCACAACCAUGUUCAUUUUCAAAAUUUUCUGUACCUAUUUGAUUAUUAGCUAGAAUAAAACAAAUACUUAGCGUUGAGAAUCAGAAAGGAAUCGUGCGAGUGGAAUCGUAAGAGAAUCUCGACUGACUUCAAUUUUCAGGGAAUCGGAUUCAGAGUCGCGUUUCUCAGACGUGAGAAGUUGAAUCGUUCCAGGGUUCGAUUCUUUGGAUCACAGGAAUCAAAUUGAAAGAAUCCGAAUAAUCCGAUCCCGAACGACUCGGAAUCGCUCCCAGUACCUGACGUGGAUACGCAUUUACUUACCAAGAAAAUUUUGCUUUGUUGUUUUUGGUUUUCAAAUAAAUCAUAACUUUUUCAAGCUAA
Planococcus citri (citrus mealybug) is the source of this 2189-nucleotide messenger RNA. RefSeq names its product glucose transporter GlcP-like. NCBI's taxonomy places the organism in Eukaryota, Metazoa, Arthropoda, Insecta, Hemiptera, Pseudococcidae. Gene Ontology annotation, molecular function: transmembrane transporter activity. Gene Ontology annotation, cellular component: membrane. Gene Ontology annotation, biological process: transmembrane transport. The transcript has 3 exons. The record is from RefSeq and is a predicted model, not a curated record. Bases 246 to 1658 code for a protein of 470 amino acids.